Beta vulgaris subsp. vulgaris (sugar beet) is the source of this 1092-nucleotide messenger RNA. RefSeq lists its product as uncharacterized. The coding region runs from base 1 to 1092 and encodes 363 amino acids. NCBI's taxonomy places the organism in Eukaryota, Viridiplantae, Streptophyta, Magnoliopsida, Caryophyllales, Amaranthaceae. The transcript has a single exon. The record is from RefSeq and is a predicted model, not a curated record.
AUGAAGAGAAAAGAUCAAAGAGAUAUUACUAGUUUCUUUUCGAAAAGAAAUAACACGAACUCUGGAAAUCCCUCUACGCCAAAUUCCAAUCGAUCUCAAGCAAAUCUUUCUCCAUCAAUUAAUAACCCAUCGACUCAAGAAACUAAUAAUGAUCCACAAAAUCAUGAGACUCAAGCCCCGAAUGAACAACAAAGAUUGACUGAAGUAGAUGUUACCAAUCUUCCUCAAGAUCCGGGGAAAAGAAAAAGAAUUGUUGAUUUCCCUCCAGAUGACCAAGAUAACGUUCGGAGGGUUUAUGUGGCAAGAAAACCUUGUCAGCCUAAAAAUCAUGAGUUCCCUUUCAGACCUUUUGGGCAAAAAAAUCGUCGAUUUAACAAAAAUUGGUUUGACACGUAUAAAUCAUGGCUUGAGUAUAGUGUUGAAAAAGAUGCAGCUUUUUGUUUUCCUUGCUAUUUGUUCAAGGAAGCAAACGCACCUGGUGGAGAUGCAUUUAUUAAUGAGGGAUUCAGAUCUUGGAACAAAACAGAUGCAUACGAAAAACAUAUUGGAGGGCAUAUGAGUGCUCAUAAUAAGGCUGUGAGAGCUCUAAUAGAUUUUGAAAAUCAAAAGGCUAACCUUCCAUCUCUCUUUGCUGACCAAUCAGAGGAGAACAAGAUUAAAUAUCGAGAGCGAUUAAAAGCUUCUAUUAAAUGUUUGAAGUGGCUUUUACUUCAAGGUUUGCCUGCUCGUGGACAUAAGGAAAAUGAAACUUCUUCUAAUAGAGGUAACUUUGUUGAACUUUUGAAAUUUCUUGCCUCAGAAAAAGAAGAUGUUGCUAAAGUUGUUUUAGAUAAUGCACCCGGUAACUGCCAAAUGACAUCUCCUUCAAUUCAGAAGGAUAUUAUUAAUGCUUGUGCAACUGAGACAACUAAAGCAAUUAUGAAAGAACUUGAUGGUGAUUUUUUUACUAUUCUUGCUGAUGAGUCUGCGGAUAUAUCUGAUAAAGAACAAUUGGCUCUAUGUCUGCGAUAUGUUAAUAAAAGAGGUGAGGUUAUGGAGCGCUUUCUCGGUGUUGUACAUGUUGCCAAUACCACAUCUUUGACACUGCACUGA